UAUAAAAGUGCCUACAACUAUAACCUUGUUUAGCUACAAUACAGCAUGGCAGCAACAGGAAAAGCACUGAGGAAACUCAAAAAUCACCCUACUCACAAGACAAAGCCAGCACAAGAGCUAGAACAGCUUGCUAUUGAGCUAAUCACACCAGCGAAGAUUCGAGAGAGAUUUGCCCACUUACUUCGAGCUGAAGGAAUUUUAGUAGAACUUCUUGAAGACGACAACGACCUAAACACUCGAGAACUUAAAGCACAGCACCAGAAUAUUAAGCACGAAACUUCAAAAGCAUGCCACCUCUCAGUCAAGAUAUCACUGCAAAAGCUGCAGCUUACACUACCGUUUGUUCACACAUUUGCAGAAAAACUCAAGUUUGAAUACGGUGCUCUACACACUGCUGUAGUUGUUGGUGAUGUUGUCAUAGAGUGGGGUGUGGAGGAGCUCGUCGAGCCUCGUAGCGUUCCUAACUUUGUGUCAGAUUUCCAAGCGAAUGUAGGAGAUCAAGGGGAGUGGCACGAAAUGGAAGGGAGGUUUCAAGCGGAGAUGAGCUUGGCGAACAGGCAAGAAAAUACUGUGCAAAAGCUGGAAAUUGUUUUCGAAGCUAUUGAAGAGAAAUCGAAGCUGAUAGACAAGCUGGUUGAUGUGAUAGUGGAAUACAAUCGUAAUAAAAACUACGGUGUGCUUAACUGCAACUGUCAAGAUUUUGCACGAGAAGCACUUGCUGCUUUAGGCAUAAAGAAACCAAUUGAAUUCACAGGCAAGCUCCAAGAGCGAUUCGAGCAGUUAAAGAAAGGAAAUAGAAAAGUGCCAACUGAGUUAAAGUCUCACCAAAACCUUGACGCAUACGUGGAAGAACACAAGAACGAAUUGGGCUUACAAGACCUCGAAUAUCUUCAGUGCCUGUAUUUUGCAGAGCAUUUGCCAAAAAUCGAGAAAUCUGGCAAUUAUGAAACCUGGGUGUGUGGAAUGCCAACUUGCAAAAGUGGUGAGCUAGACAAGCUAAUUCGUGAACACAGUCUUCCGUUCAAUCAGUUCCUACCCGGAGCCGAGCAAAGUGCUGCAAAUAGUCAAGCUACAUCCCCCAUACACCCACACAAUCGAAGACACCCUACAGUCAAUCAGUUCCUACCCGGAGCCGAGCAGAGUGCUACAAAUAGCCAAGCCACAUCCCCCAUACACCCACACAAUCAAAGACACCCUACAGGCAAUCAGUUCUUACACAGAGCCGAGCAAAGUGCUGCAAAUAGCCAAGCCACAUCCUCCAUACACCCACACAAUCAAAGACACCCUACAGGCAAUCAGUUCUUACACAGAGCCGAGCAAAGUGCUGCAAAUAGUCAAGCCACAUCCCCCAUACACCCACACAAUCAAAGACACCCUACAGGCAAUCAGUUCUUACACAGAGCCGAGCAGAGUGCUGCAAAUAGUCAAGCCACAUCACCCAUACACCCACACAAUCGAAGACUCCCUACAAGUAAUCAGUUCUUACACAGAGCCGAGCAGAGUGCUGCAAAUAGUCAAGCCACAUCACCCAUACACCCACACAAUCGAAGACACCCUACAGGGACAAGGAAAACAGUAACACCACGAACAAGUGAAGCGAUUAGAGAUUCAACUAUAGCUGCAUCAGCUGCAUCAGCAGCAACAAAUGAAGGCACUAGGAAACAAUGUCCCACCCCUGACUGUGAAUUCUAUGGAGAAAAAGAAACAUACUUUUACUGUUCGAAAUGCUUUGAAGUCAAAAAUACACCAAAGUGUGAUCACUGCGAGAAUUUCGGGAAUCCUGAAUGCAAUGGGCUGUGUAAUGGUUGUUUUAUGGGGAAAAAAGAGUUUGAAUCAUUACUUAAAACAUCUAUGGCUAUCCAACCACAUGACAGUGCUAUACCAAACCCACUGUCAACUGAAGCUCCUCCACCAGACACUAAGAAGUGCUCUGAAUGCAAUACUUACUUUGCUAACGAGGAUUAUCAUGGUCUCUGCCAUGGCUGCCUAAUGUUCAAAACUGAAACUGAAACUGAAAUAGAUACGAGUACUCACACUGUUGUACCAAACCAGCCUAUACAAAGUUCUCCUGUGUAUUCUAAACAGAAUCAAGGUCACUGGUCAAGAACACCCUAUGCACCUUUACAUGAAAAAUGCCAAAAUCCGGGCUGUAAGAAUAUUAAAACUGAAACUGGAUAUUGUGACAUUUGCAACUAUUCCAGUCCACUACCACCCACAAAAAGUACUAGUACCAGCUACAGUACUGAAACAGAAACCAUACUACAAAGCAGGUGCUUUUUAUGCACUGGGGAAAAGGUAACGGACAGGAAUGAAGUGUGCACCUAUCACAUCUAUCACACACAGAAGUUGUUAGAGCAAAUGAGCAUUCAUGAUCCACCAUUCCAAGCCAAUACAACAACUGUAGCACCACAAGCACACGCAUACUCAUCAGAAGUAGGAAGGGAAAAUUCACAAACACAGCAAAGCCACCAAUCAAAAUGUGAUAGAGGAUACACAAACUAUAGAGGUAUACCACAGCCUCCCUCAAACCACUAGUGUAGUUAUGGAACAUUUGCACAACACUGGUCAAAACAAACUACAAACUUAACAUUAUGUUCGCAUACCAUACACACGGUCCAUACAUACGACACAAUUACAACACAAGAAGCUACAAUACAUUGUGAAGUGAUCAGUAGAGACACCUGUCACCCAGGGUGUUUGUUUAAAGGCUACCAAGAAAACAUUUUCAAUCACUCAGGAGUGAAAGCACCUGACUACUUAACAUUAUUUUGUGUGAAUCACUUUUACCAAGAGUUUUGUGUGUAAAUUUUAAAUGG
Messenger RNA from Halichondria panicea, 2816 nucleotides. RefSeq lists its product as uncharacterized. Gene Ontology annotation, molecular function: DNA binding; zinc ion binding. The transcript has a single exon. The record is from RefSeq and is a predicted model, not a curated record. Lineage: Eukaryota; Metazoa; Porifera; Demospongiae; Suberitida; Halichondriidae. Bases 46 to 2535 code for a protein of 829 amino acids.